AUGAAUAAUUUGGCAGUAUUUUGCUUCUUCGCAGCCGUAGUUGCGUCCACUACAGUACAAUGUGUGUCGGUAUUAGGGCCCAAAGUACUGAGGCCUUACGUGAAUUACAAAGUCUCGAUAGCAGGCGGAUCUAGGGCACAUAAUCUGUAUGUAGCCAUCGAAGGGAAACGAGCAACAGGAGAGCAGUUUUCACAGGGUAGAGUUGUACAGGUCCAACCAGCUACAUCCAGAUUAAUGGACCUAGAAAUUGGAGAUCCAGGGCCUGGUCAGUAUAAGUUAGUAGCUAGGUCUACUUCAGGGCCACUUUUCGCGUCAUCUGCUCCCCUAGUAUACCAGCCAAGGAGUUUCUGCAUCUUUGUACAAACAGAUAAAGGAGUUUACCAACCAGGAGAUACCAUUAACUUCAGAGUCGUCGCCUUAGACAAGUACCUUCUGCCAUUAUCUGGCACGGUGGACGUGAGCGUGCUGGACACGAGCGGCGCGCCGGUGCGGCAGUGGGUCGCCGUGCCGUUAGACAAGGGGAUACUCUCAGACGAACUGCUCCUCGCUGAUGAGCCGGCACUGGGGCAAUGGACAGUACAAGUGGAAGCGCGCGGUCAAAAAUAUUCCCGACACAUAAUGGUAGCUGAUUACGUCUACCCGAAGUUCCAAAUGGACAUCGAUGUUCCGAAAGAGGUCUUGUUUAGUGACGGACGGUUCAACAUGAACAUCACUGCUAAACACUUUAACGGACUCCAAGUUAAAGGGGAGCUUACCAUAUCAGUAUACGCCGUUUUCUUCUCUAACGUAUUACAACCGGUGUUUUCUACACCUGAUAGAAAAGUUAUCGAUUUUGACGGUCAAGCUACUGUGAUAUAUGACUUAAAGACAGAUCUAGACCUAGCGGAAGAUGCGGCUAGACCAUUGGUAGUGGAGGCAGUUUUAGAAGAAAAAAACACGCUAAUACGUCAAAAUGUAUCUACACGUAUUCUUCUUAUGAGAACUCCAUAUAGACUUAAAGUCUCAGCACCUGAAAAGUUCAAACCUAACUUGCCUUAUAUUGUACAGAUAGAAUUAGUAAACUCAGCCGGACAGACUAUGGACAUCGCAGGUGACGUGGUAGUGGAACGCCUGUGGGACGACGGCGCUCCGCUCAACAAAACCACUGUAGCGCUUAGCAAAGGCUUCGCUAAAUACACUUUUAUACCAGACGUGGCUCAUAUAAACUCUACACUCAAUCUAGUGGUCAAAUUUAAAGAAGUUUCAGAGCGAGUGAUAAAUGUUCAAAGAAGCUUAGAAAACAGUGGGCAAUUUUUAAAUAUCGAACUGUUGACACGCAACACGUCUGUCGGAGACGAAAUGAGAGCACGGAUCGACGCCACUGAGCCUAUGGAUCUUAUUCAUUAUGUCGUGAUUGGACGUGGAGACAUCCUCGCCGCGAAAACAUUUGAACUAAGCCCCGCGCGCCGCAGCGUGGACAUCUCGGUGGCGGUGACGGCGGGCAUGGCGCCCGGCUGCGUGCUGCUGGCCUGGUACCCGCGCGUGGCGGGCGGCGUCGUGUCCGCCGCCGUGUACGCGCCGCAGCGCGACAUGUUGCAGCAUAGGGUGACAGUGACACCAGUGACCACCGGCGCCCUGCUGCGGCCGAACGGCCUGGUGGAGUUCCGCGUGUCGGGCGAGGCCGGCGCCGCGGCCGCGCUGCUGGGCGGCGACGAGAACGCCAUCGCCAACGGCCUCGCCGGCGCUGACGGGCUCGGCCGGGGACUGGAUUUACAUACGAUCGAACGAGAAGUGGAAAGUUUCAGCGGAUUGAGGCAUUCGUUAUUUAAGAACGAAGAUCAUUUACCUACAUUGGGUCUGGAUAUAGGCGGCCGGAACUCCACCGAUGUAUUUAGUAAUGCUGGUGUAGUUAUUUUAACAGAUGGCCUCGUGAUUUCAAGUGAUGCUCCCGAAGUGGUGGAGCCGGUGGAGACGGGCACGCGCGCGCCGUCGGCCGGCCCCUACGCCUUCAGCCGCGUGCCGCCGCCGCCGGCGCCGCGCCGCUACCUGGCGCGCCGCCUCGCGCCGCACAACACGUGGAUGUUCACUAACAUUACUAUUGACAACGAUGGCAUGGGCACACGGGAACGCUGGUCUCCCAUCACACCCGGAGACUGGUCAGUGGGGGCUUUCGCAGUGCAUCCAAUAUUAGGCCUCGGUUUGGCUCAACCAAAAAAACUCACCACCGCCCUCCCACUGUCCAUCACGGCGGAACUUCCUGAAACCCUGCAAAAGGGAGAAGCUGUCGCCAUAAUCAUCACACUAAAGAGUUCACUCACAGUGGACACCUCCGUCGAAGUCACCUUCCAUAAUUCCGACCAAUACUACGAAUUCGAACCUUUAGAGAAUAGUGUUGAUUCAUCGAAAAAAAUCGAGCUGUUCCGUCGUCUCCGCGUGACGGUGCCCGCGCGCGGCGCCGCCAGCACCGCCUUCCUGGUGACGGCGGCGCGCGCGGGCGACGCGCCCGUCAUCGUGGAGGCCAACGGGAACGGCGUGUCUGCCUCACUGUUCAGAACUAUUGACGUUAAGGACGGCUAUGAAGAAGACAUAUGGUCGUGGGUGUUGCUGGACGGGCGCCGCGGCGUGGCGCGCGGCAACGUGACGCUGGCGCCGGCGGCCGGCACGCGCCUGGGCACCGUGUCGCUGGAGGCGACGGGGGAUAUCAUGGCGAAUGCCUUGAGAGCUCUGAAAGCACCUCCUGUUGUUGCGGCCGAUCCCACUUACGCUAUGCGACCGAUGGCUCGUGCGUGCGUUGUUUUGGACUAUCUUCAGGCAACGGAACAAGAUGACGAGACCACUAUAAUAAAGGACGCGCGUUUACAAACGUCCACCGGCUACCAGCGGCUCAUGGCCUUCCGCCGCUCUGACGGUUCCUUUUCUCAAGAAAUAGGGGAUGACGCUAUUCCUGAUGUAUGGAUGACGGCGCUGGCCGCGCGCUGGCUGUCCCGCUCGGCGCGCUACGUGGAGGUGUCGCCUGAGGCGGCGCUGGCGGCGGCGCGCUGGCUAGCGGCGGCGCAGCGCGCGGACGGCGCCUGGCCGCCGGCCGCCGCGCGCAACGCGCCGCGCGCGCAGGCCGCCGUGCCGCUCACGGCGCAUGCGCUACUCGCUUUGCUAGAUACUAAGGCUAACGACAUGUUGUACAAAAACGCAAUAAACAAAGCUCAAGACUUCCUCGCGAAAUCCCUGUCCGCGGAACUGGACGCCUUCUCCCUGGCGGUGGCGGGCAGCGCGCUGGCGACGGCGCGGCACCCGCAGGCCGCGCAGGCACUGCUCUUCUUGGAGAAAUACGCUAAUACUACUGCUACGACGUUGUUCUGGUCACGAACGAUUGCCGGAUCGGAAUGGCGCAACCCUUGGUUGAAGAGCAACAGUCUAGAAGCUUCGACGGCGGCGUGGGCCCUCCGCGCCAUGCUCGCCUCCAACCUGGUGGACGAGGCGGUGCCAGUCGCGCGCUACCUCAUACAGGCCUUAGGACCUAAGGAUCAGGACCCUGAAGUGCUGGACGCGCUGUCACAAUUCGCGCUGGCUAUAAAGUCUGCGAGCAAGCUGCGCGUGGCGGUGCGCGUCGACGCCGGCGAGCCGCGCAACUUUAACAUAGACAGCGACAACGCACUCAUCAUACAGACGCAAUUGGUGCGCAACGUGCGCAACGCGAGCGCGGCGACGGAGGGGCGCGGCGUGGCGCUGGUGGGGCUGGCGGCGCGCGGCGCCUGCAACGUGACGGCGGCGUGGCCGCGCUACACGCUCGACCCGCGCGUCGACGCCGUCUCCACCGGCGACCGCCUGCAGCUCUCCAUAUGCGUCGGAUUUGUUCCAGUAGCAAAUGAAAAAGAAAGCGGAUUGACUCUGUUAACUGUUCAACUUCCCUCCGGAUACUUAGCGGAUAUAAACACCAUUACUGAAUUAACGGCGGCGCGGCACGUGGUGGGCGCGCGCGUGCUGCGCGGCGGCGCGCGCGUUGCGGCGUGGCUGCGCGCCGGCGCCGCUGAGCGCUGCGCCACGCUGGCGGCGCCGCGCGCGCUGCCAGUCGCGCGCCAGCGCCCCGCCUGGGCCGAGCUGAGGGACUUGUACGACUCCAGUCACCGCGCGCGCGUGUUCUACCAGGCGGUGGGCAGCAGCGCGUGCGACGUGUGCCGCGCGUGGGCGUCGUGCGCGCGCGCGUGUGGCGCCGCGGCCGGCCAGCUGGCGCCCGCCGCGCCCGCGCCCGCGCCUGCCGCCGCGCCCGCCGCCCUCGCGCCCACGCUCGCCGCGGCGCUGCUGUGCGCCGCCGUAUUGAUAAGA
Messenger RNA from Brenthis ino (lesser marbled fritillary), 4299 nucleotides. The record is from the annotation of a GenBank genome assembly. NCBI's taxonomy places the organism in Eukaryota, Metazoa, Arthropoda, Insecta, Lepidoptera, Nymphalidae.